UCCUACUACAGAGGAAUUUGAUGUGAUAAAGCACCAUGGAUCUAAUUUAUAUCCCCGAUGAUGUGUCCAGCUGUACGAAAUUUGGAAAUAAAUCCUGUCCUCCCACCAGUCGCUCUUUUCAGAUCCGCCUGUUAAUGUACUUGGUUAUGACAGCAGCCAUGAUUAUCACCAUCUUUGGAAACUUAGUGAUAAUGAUUUCCAUAUCGCAUUUCAAACAACUCCACUCUCCCACUAACUUCCUGAUCCUCUCCAUGGCAACUACGGACUUCCUGCUGGGUCUUGUCAUCAUGCCUUACAGCAUGGUGAGAUCAGUGGAGAGUUGCUGGUAUUUUGGGGACAGCUUUUGCAAGUUCCAUGCGAGUUUCGACAUGAUGCUAAGCCUGACCUCCAUCUUCCACCUGUGCUCCAUAGCUAUCGAUCGCUUUUACGCUGUGUGCUACCCCUUGCACUACACCAACACCAUGACAGUCUCUACAAUCAAGCGUCUGCUGGCGUUUUGUUGGUCAGCCCCUGCUCUCUUUUCUUUUGGGUUAGUUCUAUCAGAGGCCAACGUUUCUGGUAUGCAGAGCUACAAGAUUCUUGUUGCUUGCUUUCGUUUCUGUGCACUUACAUUCAAUAAGUUUUGGGGGACAAUAUUGUUUACUACCUGCUUCUUCACGCCUGGUUCUGUUAUGGUUGGUAUUUAUGGCAAAAUUUUUAUUGUUUCCAGACGAUAUGCUCGAGUUCUAAGCAAUAUGCCUGAAAACACGAAAGGAGAAGUAAGGAAAAACCUGUCUAAGAAAAAGGACAGGAAAGCAGCCAAGACCCUGGGCAUUGUGAUGGGCGUGUUUCUAGCCUGCUGGUUACCUUGCUUUCUUGCUGUUUUGAUUGAUCCUUACUUAGACUACUCCACUCCCAUAUUAGUGCUUGAUCUUCUGGUGUGGCUCGGGUAUUUCAAUUCUACUUGCAACCCCCUCAUCCAUGGCUUUUUCUAUCCCUGGUUUCGGAAAGCUCUUGAGCAUAUAGUGUCAGGAAAAAUAUUUAGUGUCAACUCAGAAACAGCGAAUCUAUUUCCUGAGGCACACUAGUGAAA
Nannospalax galili (Upper Galilee mountains blind mole rat) is the source of this 1072-nucleotide messenger RNA. RefSeq names its product trace amine-associated receptor 3. Gene Ontology annotation, biological process: G protein-coupled receptor signaling pathway. The coding region runs from base 36 to 1067 and encodes 343 amino acids. Gene Ontology annotation, cellular component: membrane. The record is from RefSeq and is a predicted model, not a curated record. Lineage: Eukaryota; Metazoa; Chordata; Mammalia; Rodentia; Spalacidae. The transcript has a single exon. Gene Ontology annotation, molecular function: trace-amine receptor activity.